AUGGCUACGGAGCAGUGGUUCGUGGGGCCUCUUCCUCUGGGCCCCGGAGAAACGCCGCCCCCGGAGGACUUGGAACGCAGAAAGCAGCCUUGUGGAAACUCCUCGUGGUCGACGGCCCCUGUUAUUACUGGAGACCCACCGGAACCAGAGCCUGAGGACGUCCAGGGCCAGCUGCCAGAGGCCUCAGCGACCUCUACACCUUCCCCUGAGCCUCUUGUCCCCCCUGGGCCAACCCCUCCCCGCCUACCCCUAGACACUAUGUUCAGCCCCAUCACCGAACAGCUCCGCUACCUGCUCAAGAAGGCAGAUGAUUUCCAAAGCUACUUGCUCUACAGCAGGGACCGAGUACAAAAGGAGCAGCUGGCAAAAGCCAUGCCAACCUUCCUACAGAUGUGCGAACCCUACUUUCUAUACUUGGAAGCAGCUGCAAGGAGCAUUCCCCCUAUCUAUGGAGCCCUGCAGGAGCUGGUCCGAAAGGGGCUGUUAGAGAUCUCCCAACAGCUGACCCUGCGCCUGGAACAACUGGUGCUCAUGUAUGCCUCCUUUGGGUUUGUGAACUUGGAGGAAACUGACCCUCUAAGCAUCUCCUGUUUCUUCUGUGGAAGGUUCUCCAUCAGCCCUUCCCAUGAAGUAUCUAUCUUCAGAUACUGUGCCCCAGCUGCCUACACUGCUAGCCGCUUCCCCAGAUACCUCUAUAAGAAGAUGCGCUGGAACCUUGAAACCAUCCCAGGACCCAGUGGCAGGGGACAAGAUUCCCAUGUGGAAUAGUAAGUCCCCUUGCCAAAAUCAAAGUACUCCAUAACCUCUCACUCAAGGGGCGGGACUCCGGAAGGCAGGGGUUACUAAAGUCCAGGCUUGUCUGUCCCCGCCCCCGCACCCCCCCCCAGGAUUUUGUGCCCACAGCCACCUGGAGACUACCAACAGCUGCUGACCAUCGGCUUCGAGGAGCCGUCACACAUACUGGCCACCGACCUGCUGGUGCAGAUCCUCACAGGCCAAGCAGGCCCGGCCCGGCCCCCGAGCACAGCCGGGCCCGCAGCGUGGGCAGCGCAGGGGUCUUGAACCUGGGGAAGCGGGUAGAAGCUGGACCUUGAUAGUUCCAAACUCCAGCAAAGAGGCUCGCUCGUUCUCCAAGUGUACCCCGGCCUCGCCUUCCAAAGAGCCAGGCUGAAUUGAUCUGUCCGCACAGAGUUCAGCUCG
This is a messenger RNA of Otolemur garnettii (small-eared galago), 1200 nucleotides long. RefSeq names its product chromosome unknown C19orf67 homolog (gene CUNH19orf67). The record is from RefSeq and is a predicted model, not a curated record. The transcript is spliced from 5 exons. Lineage: Eukaryota; Metazoa; Chordata; Mammalia; Primates; Galagidae.